CACCUUUUUCAGAACGUUCUCGUGAUAUAAAUAAUUCUGUAAGGACUGAAAACUUUAAAUUAAUCACAGCAGGUUAGUUCCGACUUAAAGAAAUGUCAAAGAAUUCAAUUUUAUUCUUGACAGAGAACUUAGCCUGAUUGUUAUGACGCAAUCGGAACACUUUCAUUGGUAAUUUACAUGGUUUUUAAAUUUUCAACAGACAAACACUUCAAUCCCAUGUUUUGGCCCUAUUUUUAAGAACUCGUGAAAAACUUUUUAAGUCUCUCGUUUUGCGGGAUCUCCGGGGGACAUAAAAAUAAGCAAUGAUUAUUUUGAUUUGACAUUUAACCCAUAAGAGGAACUCCGAUAAGUCUAAGCAUUCUGGUUGGGCCUUUAAGCUAUUAAGAAUCUACUCAAGGGAUUCUUUCAAGAAUAUUUUCGACACAACAUUUUCGUUUUCCUUGCAAUUCUCUUCAUGGUUUAGAUUGCUAUGUAAAUUAAUUUAGCUUCUCUGCGGUCGUUAUCAUAAAUAAACUUUCAUUUAAGAGUAACUAAUUAACUAUAACUAAUGAGUUCUUACUCAUUUGUGUGUGCGGUACGUUAUUGAUUUGAUGCCUGUUUUUGCAUGCGGUUCGUUUUAUGUCUUAAUGGUAAAGAAUUAUUUCAAGGAUGUGAUGGUAAAUUGCAACCUUGAAAUGAUACAGCGGAUGUAAUACAUUGAAAGUGUGUUCCUGUCAAUGUUUUGUUUGAAAUAAGCGAUUUUCUUUCUGCCGUUGGAAGAUGGAGAGCAGCAAAUUACUUGUUACCUUUCUACUGUCAUUACCACUGAGUAUUGACGCUUUCCUCGGCGCUAAACACUUCAAUCGAGAUGACAAACGAGGAGAACGACAUGCAUAUUUUGUGAGAGAUCCUGCAAAGCGACUAAAUUCUUCUAUUCUAGAUAGUUUUAUGGUUUCCGAACCUAUGGGGUGUGUUUUUCGAUGUAUUGGUCACCAAGAAUGUUAUUCGGUAAAUUUUGCUGCGUUUUCACAUGACGGAAGGCAUACGUGUGAGCUGUUGAACGCGGACAAGUUUCAAAACUCCAGCAAUUUUCUUCAUAGCGUAAACUUUGACCAUUACAACAUUAAGAGCCCCUGCAUGAGCAAUCCCUGUCUAGACGGAGCCUUAUUCUGUCGACCAAUUUACCAGCAAGACGAUUAUCAAUGUGUCUGCAAACCAGGUUUUACUGGACACUACUGUGAAACGGAUAUUAACGAAUGCUCCAGUAAUCCUUGUUUAAACGGAGGAGUUUGCAAUGACCAAGUGAAUGGAUAUGUAUGUGCCUGUCUUGCUGGAUACACUGGCCUUCACUGUGGAACAAAUAUCAAUGAGUGCUCCAGUAAUCCCUGCUUGAAUGGAGGUACUUGUACUGACCAAGUUGAUGGAUAUGUUUGUUCCUGCAUCGCUAUGUACACAGGACCACGAUGUGAGACUGUUCGUAUUUUGGACAUUUAUAUUCGAAGCGAAGGUUGCGACGAUCCUGGAAAAGCACCCAAUUGCGGCAAAGCUUACAUUAAGGUGGAUGGGACGGAUUAUUCUCUUCAAAAAAGAGGAUUUAACGUUGUUGUUGUGAAUGGUGAAACAGGUGUCUUCCUUGAGGCAAGAUCAUUUGAUACUUACGAAUAUAGUUCGAGCGGCUAUCAUUUGAGAGACUACCUGAACAGCCUGAGUGGCAAUAAAAUCGUUUUGGUUGCUACUCAAGAUUCAGCCUCCGAGCACAUGUCACCUGCAAUUGACGCUCUCAAGAGACUGGGUGCUACCGAUCCUCUUCAAGGAAACCACCGAGAUUCCUUUGCUUUCGCUGGAUACGCAGGAGUUAAUAAACCACAAUGGAUCACACAAAAAAGAGCAGAUAGAUACCUGGGACCCAGUGAAAUAUUUCCGCAAAUACCGCUGUCAAUUAAUCAAUAGAUCGGAACUACUCUAAGAUGAGCGAGGAAACAUAAAGAUUCAAGACUAUAUGAAUCAUUGAAAUGCUCCCAAAAAAAUCUGGUGAUAUUUUAGAUACCAUAGCAAAUCUGCAGUUACAGUCGCCAGAAUGGCGACCUGUGUUUGGAUGUUCUGAAGCAUUUAAGGAUAUACAGUACACAAUCGAGUUUUUUUUUUUUUUUUUUUUUUUUCACUUCCAAUGAAGCAUUACUAUUUUAACUACAGUUUUCCAAAAACCAAUUUGCUAAAUAUUGAAAUUCACUUAAUAAGUUAAAAAAGUGUGAUUAGCCAAUUUUAACAUGUCACCUCAAAUGAUUCCCUAAGUGUUUUAUGUGGCAAAAAAUCCUGGUCUUUGAAUUUCAGUCGCGUAAAAAUCUCCUGUUUUCGAUUGCACGUGGAGAUCUUUGCUGUCUGUCCGCGUUUAAAACCAGACUGUAAAGAGAGAAUAAAAGAGAACAAAAGGGGUAGAGUCCUUAGGUGAAAAUCAUGCUGUUAAAGUUACACUUUUUCUACAAUGAAUAUUCCCUUUCUCUCCUCGGUUGUCGUAACAUUAAACCUUGAAAUAUUGCGUGCAGUUCAAUGGCAAUUGAUACCUUAUUGCCUUUUGUCAGAAAUUUUCA
Messenger RNA from Pocillopora damicornis (cauliflower coral), 2567 nucleotides. RefSeq lists its product as uncharacterized. Gene Ontology annotation, molecular function: calcium ion binding. NCBI's taxonomy places the organism in Eukaryota, Metazoa, Cnidaria, Anthozoa, Scleractinia, Pocilloporidae. The record is from RefSeq and is a predicted model, not a curated record.